Messenger RNA from Leptonychotes weddellii (Weddell seal), 3833 nucleotides. The record is from RefSeq and is a predicted model, not a curated record. NCBI's taxonomy places the organism in Eukaryota, Metazoa, Chordata, Mammalia, Carnivora, Phocidae.
UUCUUUUUUUUUUGUAUAAAAUGCUUGCAUUGUAUUUUUCAGAUGUAUUUCAAUUUUUUUUGUGGAGUUCCAGACAUACUUCACUCAGGAUUAUGCACAAACGGCUUGGAUCCAUUCCAUUGUAGAUUGUGUGACCAUGCUCUGUGCUCCUCUUGGGAGUGUUGUCAGUAACCACUUAUCCUGUCAAGUGGGAAUCAUGCUGGGUGGCUUGCUUGCAUCUACUGGUCUCAUCCUGGGCUCAUUUGCCACCAGUCUGAAGCAUCUCUACCUCACUCUGGGAGUUCUUACAGGCCUUGGGUUUGCACUGUGUUACUCCCCAGCGAUUGCAAUGGUCGGCAAGUAUUUUAGCAGACGGAAAGCCCUGGCUUAUGGGAUCGCCAUGUCCGGAAGCGGCAUUGGCACCUUCAUUCUGGCUCCUGUGGUUCAGCUCCUUAUUGAACAGUUUUCCUGGCGGGGAGCCUUACUCAUCCUCGGGGGCUUCGUUCUGAAUCUCUGUGUUUGCGGUGCCUUGAUGCGGCCUAUUACUCUGAAAGAGGACCAGACAACCCCAGAGCAGAACCACAUCGGUAGAACUCAGAAACAAGACUUUAAGCGAGUGUCUCCCUGCUCCACUUUGACUAAAAAAUGGGUGCAUACCUGCCUCGGUUGCUCUUUGCAGCAGGAAUACAGCUUUUUACUGAUGUCGGACUUCGUCGUGUUAGCCAUCUCUGUUCUCUUUAUGGCUUAUGGCUGCAGUCCCCUCUUUGUGUACUUGGUACCUUAUGCUCUGAGUGUCGGAGUGAGUCACCAGCAAGCCGCUUUCCUUAUGUCCAUACUUGGGGUGAUUGACAUUAUUGGCAAUAUCACGUUUGGAUGGCUAACUGACAGAAGGUGCCUGAAGAAUUACCGGUAUGUCUGCUACCUCUUUGCCGUGGGACUAGAUGGGCUCUGCUAUCUCUGCCUCCCAAUGCUUCAAAGUCUUCCCCUGCUCGUGCCUUUCUCUUGCACCUUUGGCUACUUCGAUGGUGCCUAUGUGACUCUGAUUCCCGUAGUGACUGCAGAAAUAGUGGGGACCACUUCUUUGUCCUCAGCGCUCGGUGUGGUAUACUUCCUUCAUGCAGUGCCGUACCUGGUGAGCCCACCCAUCGCAGGACGGCUCGUCGACAUGACUGGGAGCUACACUGCGGCAUUUCUUCUCUGUGGAUUUUCAAUGAUACUGAGUUCUGUGUUGCUUGGCUUCGCUAGACUUGUAAAGAAGAUGAGAAAAACCCAGCUGCGGUUCCUUGCCAAAGAAUCUGACCCUAAGCUGCAGCUAUGGACCAAUGGAUCGGUGGCUUACUCUGUAGCAAGAGAGUUAGAUCACAAAGAUGAGCAAUCCGUGGUUCUAACAGCACCUCGUUACAGCCCCACACGACCAAUGGCUUGAGCCUGGGAACCUUCAGGGCUGAGAGAGGGGGGACCACUGGGUUGUACGUGUCUCGGAAGCGUUUAAUUUUGACAGAAGCAUUGCUUUCCAAAGAAAUUAUUCUUAUUGUUUUAUUAACAUGUUUAUAGGGGAAAAUAGCAACAAAGCAAGCUGGACCAGCUCAGAGUUUCCUCAUUUGGGAUUUGUACUCACAAUUGAACUAUCUUUCAGGCAAUGAGCAUCACUCUAUGGAGAAUGUUAGGACACUGCUGCUAUAAUUAGCUGUAAUUAGGGGUAAUUACAAAGCAUGACCAAAGCAGAUGACAUUGGGAAGCUUUGUUGCAAACUCUCUGCCCCUCCAUCUCACUCCCUCAGUUAGAAUGUAAACAGAAACAGUGACAUGUAGAUUUGCUUACUUUAUGCUUUUUUGGAGAAAGGGGUCUGUAUUAAUCACUGCCUUUUGAGAAAUCUAAAGCAUUCUUCCACAACUCCAUGUAAAACCCUAAUGAGAAACUCCACUACGAGACAGGUUUGGCAUCUUCACCUUCCACCUCCACGGAAAGCUUUCUUCCUAAGGCUGAGCCCCUCACCUCUGAUCAGGCACUCACCUCUGUUACUAUCACAUAUAAUACUGAAUUUAACCGAAUACACCAAGUCACAAGUGUGAUUUCUAAAUCUUACCUGAAAUGUUAACACCAACACUUCCUUCUCUCUCUCUCUCUCUCUUUUUUUUUUUUCAUUAGAAACAAAGCUUUUAUUUGAAUUGUACACACAUUCCUGCUAGGAACUGAAAAAUGUUGGCAGUAUUCCAACUGGGCAGGAAUUGAAUUCUUGAAUCAGCAGGUCCUUGAUGGGAGUUUUCUUUUCAGAUCAGACAUUUUGGUUCAUCAUUACCCAAAACAGAACUUGGGAGGUUAGCCUGAAAAAUAUUCUAAAGGUGAGAUUCCUUUCUCCCUGUGUUAAUUCUUGUUCCAAUGUCCACUGCUCUUGACCUCUUUAUGGAUAAUCAUUAGAAACUUGAUGGGCCUCUUCAGCUCAGUGAGAAGGCUUCAGGGGUUCAGCUCAGCAUCAGAGCACUCUCAUUAAUUAGACCUUUGGUCAGGGGAGAGAGAAGAGAAGGUUAAGAAGGCUACUGGUGUGAUACUUUACAGUUCAUAGAACUCUUUCACAUACCUACACCCAUUGGAUUAGAAUAGUUUACUCAUUCUCAAGUACUCUGUUUUCCUAUAGUUUGGAAUAAUUUCUGACUUUCCAGAGGGAGAACACGGGAGAGAAGAGAAAGGCCAGAUCCCCCAGCUUGUCUCCAACCACUUUAAAUCCGCAGAAUGAUAGUGCUACAUCCCCAAAUCAUGUCAUACCUGUAAAUUAGGAGCAAUUACACAAUUGAAAGGGGAUUUUAACUAUUGAAAAAUUUUAAAUCUGAACCUUAAAGAAAUAUUUUGACCCUGAAAGCCAUUUAACCCACUGUCCCUCGAGAGGCCUCAAAAACACCAGCACUGAAGAAGAUCCUGGGUUGACUAAGCAUGUGUAGCAAGAGUCUUUGCCUAUAACUGGAUUAUUUCAUAAAGUUACAUAUUAAUACAUUGCUUUCAGAAUGAAAUACUGACUUGAUUUAAUGGAAGAAAGCUGUAGUAUUUCAUAGUUGUUUUCCAAAGAUAAAUUUGAAUGUUGCCUGUUAUCUUUUUACUUAAAGACUUUAGUUUAAACCCAUUUACUUUGUCACUUGCAAUUUUAAAACAAUAUUUUGGAAAAUAUCUGUAAAAAGUCAAAGUUAAAAUGAACUUAUGUGUGUUUGGAACAGCACUUUACACUGAAUGCCAUUUCUUGAAUCUUCAAGCCUAAAGACUUUUUGAAAUAUAGUUAUAAAUAUUCUUAUACAUAUUUUUUCCUAGUGAUCACAGUAAAAUUUUGUUUAUCCAGUUCUGCAAUAUAAUUUCUCUAAAGUAUUAUAAGUAUUCAUGAAAAAUGGGUAUAGAAGCCAGAGCUUUUAAAAAUUUAUAUAAAAUAUUUUGGAUAUUUUUACUGUAUACAUGCAUAAAUUUAUAUUUUACUUUCCCUUUUGGAGCAGCAUUUUUAGAAAACCAGCAAGGAAAAUGUAGAUCUUAGAGUCUACCAUUGUCAACUUCACAAAAUUUUACUGUUAAGGUUCCAAGUGCCUAUACUGUUUAUUUCAAAAGGGAGGAAUUUGUAAGAAUGAUGCAUUUUGUGGAAUCAAGAACAAAAUUGUGGUGUGAUGAUUCUACACCUUAAAUAUUACUUUAUAUCACUGCAAGUUCUACUUUGAAAUUGACUGACUAGAAAAGCAAAGAAACUAAUUUCUAUAGAUACAUUAUACCAUUGGGCCUGUUUUUCAGAUUGUGAUUUUACUAAUAGAUCAGAUAUUUAUGCUAAUAUUUUCUUAUUUCAAAAGCUUUAUAAUAAAGUGAGUUUAUAUUUGUGUUUGGAAAAA